CCACGCCGUUCGAAUUCUGAAAGCAUCUGAAAGUAAACACAAUUGGUGCCAUACUCCGUUACUCCAAAGGACUCACGCUGACCCUUUCAAAGCAGGCACCUCAUAUACCUCCCCCAGGGAAUUCUGGAAACUCCAUCCAUAACCAACAGAGCUUGACAAAACAAAAAACAAAGAUCACGACGGAUGGAGUCUAGAAGUCAAUGAACUACAUACCCCAAAGUUGAUUAGGUGAAUGUUUAAACUGUUCACAAUCAUGUCCAACGUUGUGAAAAUCGAUGGAAGCUUGGGAGAAGGCGGAGGACAAGUGCUGAGGAUUGCCCUAUGUCUAAGUGCACUUUAUAAAAUUCCUGUCGAGAUUGAUAAUAUCAGGGCAGGACGAGCAAAACCAGGGCUAGCUGCACAGCAUCUCAAAGGUGUAGAAAUAGCUCGUGAUAUGUGCAAUGCCAAAAUAAAAGGAGCGUACGUCGGUUCAACGCGUCUGGAGUUCCACCCAGAGUCCCUAUCGAAAACUGGAAAGCGAGAAUUUUACGCUGACACACAGACAGCAGGGUGUAUCGCCCUGCUGGCCCAAGUGGCAGUACCAAUUGCUUUAUUCCUUCCUGCUGGCAAUCGCCCGGUUGUCCUGACCCUCAAAGGUGGGACCAAUGUUCCCAUGGGUCCACACAUCGAGUUCUUUACUGAAGUCUUCAAGCCCUGGCUCAAUAAAUUCGGAGGGGACUUUGAUUUCACUGUUGUUAGGAGAGGAUACUAUCCAAAAGGUGGUGGUGAGGUAAAUCUACGAAUAAAGCCAAUUAAAAAUUUGAAACCAAUCGAAGUGAUUAACCAGGGUAAUAUCAAAGGAAUCUCUGGAUGGGCAUAUGUAGCUGGCUCUGUGCAUCUAAACGCAGCGUAUCAAAUGGCUGAAGAAGUUAAAGACUUUCUUUCCAAAGAACUGGAGAAAAAUGAGAUUGAAGUUCCUCCAAUAAACAUUGAGGGGUAUAGAGAAGACAGGAACAUGGCUGUGGGCAAUGGAUCCGGCAUCAAUGUCGUAUGCCAAACCGACACUGGAUGUGUAUUCGGAGGCUCUGGACUGGGAUCGAAUAGAGACGCUACCAAUCCUCCUCAGGAGGCAGUUGAACAAAUCAUGAACCCCAUAAUCAAUAGAUCGUGUGUGGAUGCUCACAUGCAGGAUCAACUUAUUCUGUUGAUGGCCCUUGCCAGAGGUACUUCCAAAGUCUCCAUUGGGUCCCAGAAAGUCACACAGCACACAGAGACCGCUAUUGAAAUCGCCAAAAUAAUGUUGAAAGACCGAGGACUCAAUUUCGAACUGAAAAAUUGCAACGAAACCGAUCCCAAGGGUUUUGUCCUCGAAUGUAAUGGCUGCGGUCUUACCAAUGACACGUAAAUAAACUCCAGAAUGAAUUUGUCACUGA
Diachasma alloeum is the source of this 1412-nucleotide messenger RNA. RefSeq names its product RNA 3'-terminal phosphate cyclase (gene Rtca). Gene Ontology annotation, biological process: RNA processing. The transcript is spliced from 8 exons. Gene Ontology annotation, molecular function: RNA-3'-phosphate cyclase activity. The record is from RefSeq and is a predicted model, not a curated record. Lineage: Eukaryota; Metazoa; Arthropoda; Insecta; Hymenoptera; Braconidae. Gene Ontology annotation, cellular component: nucleus. Bases 233 to 1384 code for a protein of 383 amino acids.